Molecule: messenger RNA, 853 nt
Organism: Tinamus guttatus (white-throated tinamou)
Lineage: Eukaryota; Metazoa; Chordata; Aves; Tinamiformes; Tinamidae
Source: RefSeq, a predicted model, not a curated record
AGGGGGGUUCAGAAAACGGAAGCAUGACAAUUUUCCACAUGGCCAAAGAAGAGAGGAAAAAGAGAACGUUAAUCCAUCAUCAGCUUUGAUGAUGUCUUUUAAAUCCUUUCAACUGGAGCUCGACACCAGGCACGACAAAUACGAGCGGCUCGUGAAGCUCAGUCGUGAUAUAACCAUUGAAAGCAAAAGAACGAUAUUUCUGCUCCAUAGGUUUACCAGUGCUCCUAAUGGUGAAGAAAUACUAAAUGAAUCUGAAGCCAAGUUAGAUGCUGUUAGAAGGAAGAUUAAGCAGGUUGCACAAGAACUCAUUGGAGAAGACAUGUAUCAGUUCCACAGAGCUAUAUCUCCAGGGCUUCAAGAGUAUGUUGAGGCAGUUUCAUUUCAGUAUUUUAUCAAAACACGAUCUUUAGUUAGUGUUGAAGAGAUCAACAACCAACUAAUAUUUACAGCAGAAGACAAAGAAGAAAUAACAAACAAGCCUUGUGACUCCCAGGACAAGCAGCCGCCCACCUGGAGCCUGAAGGUGACCCCCGUGGAUUACCUGCUGGGAGUGGCGGAUCUCACCGGCGAGCUCAUGCGACUGUGCAUCAGCAGCGUGGGGAAUGGGGACAUAGACACACCCUUUGAACUGAGCCAGUUUUUACGCCAAAUUUAUGAUGGUUUUACCUUUAUUGGCAACACUGGACCUUACGAAGUGUCUAAGAAGCUGUAUACCCUGAAACAGAGCCUGGCCAAAGUAGAGAAUGCCUGCUACACGCUGAAGGUUCGGGGAUCCGAGAUCCCGAAGCACAUGCUGGCGGAUGUGUUCUCCACCAAAACUGAACUGAUUGACCAAGAGGAAGGUCUUUCCUAA